AUGGGUAUCGCCAAUUUGUUCAGCCUCGUACUUACAGGGCUAAUUGUGUUUCUUAGCAAAGAAACACUAGCGCUUGAGGACUCAAAAAUCCAGACGGUUUUAAGAAUCGAACCACAAUCCCUGAGUGGCAUUGUGGGACAAACGGUAAGCUUCUCACUCUUUGCUGAGCGACUCCGCGCUAGCGAUCAAAAUGUCUCAGUUACUUGGAACAGAGCGGAAGCGCUUUCGAUCAGACCAUCCACUACUAUCAUUGUAUCCGAGUGUGAACCAAAUGUAUCCAUCGUCGAAUCGAAAUACUCAGUGUACGUUUCGUCCACCAAACAGGGACGAUUCCUCAUUCGUCCAAUCAUCCAUCCGCAUCAUUCGGUGGACGAUAGUCGCUUAUUUGUGCAGUUAAAAGUGGCCAAGUACCGACCGCUGAUAAUCGUUUCGACUUCGAUCGGUUGGAUGUACACGCUUUGCUGGACGGUUGGAGAUUACAUUCAAGUGUGGACCAAUUACAAGCGGAAAAGCGUUGUCGGGCUGAGCUUUGAUUUCUUGUUCCUCAACGUCGUCGGGAAUUGCUGUUAUGCGACAUUCAAUGCCCUGCUGUUCUGGAACCAUUACGUUGAAUUGGAAUAUUUCAGAAGACACCCGUUCGGUCUUAAUCCGGUGAUUGCGAAUGAUGUCGGAUAUGCAUUACAUGCCGUUUUCGGUAAUCUCAUGUUAAUAGCUCAGUUCUAUCUGUUUCCCAGCGAUGGAAAUUUGGUUUCCAUCCCCGUCAAAAUACUUAUCGGAGGCUGCAUGGUGCUGGUCGGUGUUUGUAGUAGCUUAGCAUUUGAGGGUCAAAUGCACUGGCUAGAUUUUUUGUACGUCCUCAGCUAUGUGAAGCUAUCGUCAAAUUUGGUGAAAUACGUUCCUCAAGUAUAUAUGAAUUUCAAACGGAAGAGUACCGAAGGAUUCUCCAUUUCAAACCGCAUCGUGGACUUGAUCGGUGGACUUUUGAGCCUCCUUCAGAUGAUACUGAACAGUUGGAACUUUGACGACUGGCAAUCGAUUGGAGGAAGUCCUGUAAAGUUCGGGUUAGGAUUCGUGUCCAUAUUUUUCGAUAUUGUGUUUAUGGUGCAGCAUUACGUGUGCUACAAAGAAAACCGAUCAGAUAAUGCAAAAAGCAUUCCGUAA
Anopheles cruzii is the source of this 1161-nucleotide messenger RNA. Its product is annotated as cystinosin homolog. The transcript is spliced from 4 exons. Gene Ontology annotation, cellular component: lysosomal membrane. NCBI's taxonomy places the organism in Eukaryota, Metazoa, Arthropoda, Insecta, Diptera, Culicidae. Gene Ontology annotation, biological process: L-cystine transport. Bases 1 to 1161 code for a protein of 386 amino acids. The record is from RefSeq and is a predicted model, not a curated record. Gene Ontology annotation, molecular function: L-cystine transmembrane transporter activity.